Capsicum annuum is the source of this 797-nucleotide messenger RNA. Its product is annotated as probable copper-transporting ATPase HMA5. The record is from RefSeq and is a predicted model, not a curated record. The coding region runs from base 160 to 417 and encodes 85 amino acids. Lineage: Eukaryota; Viridiplantae; Streptophyta; Magnoliopsida; Solanales; Solanaceae. The transcript is spliced from 2 exons.
CCUCAUUCAUUAUUGCACUCUCUUGUGGUUCAUAUUGUGUAUAUUUUUAAAUAAUGAGGUUAUGCAGACUUUAUUUAUAGCUUUGGAUGAUUACUCUAGAGAUAACAGAGGUGAUGUUGGUUUUUGGGUUCGUGAGGCUGCCAUGGAUGGCCUUGAGAUAUGCAAAUAUAUUCUAUGCAAAAGAGGACUCAAGGACUUCUCAAGCAAGUCAGAACAAAUGGAACUUGGAUCUGUUCCUCAGUUGGUAUAUCUAUAAUGGCCAUAGCUUGCGCAUGUGCCCUUGGUCUUGCUACUCCAGCUGCCGUCAUGGUUGGCAAAGGAGUUGGUGCUUCUCGAGGUAUCUUGAUUAAAGGUGGGCAGGCUUUGGAAGGUGAACAAAAGGUGAACUGUAUAUUGUUUGAUAAGACAGGGACCUGAUAAUGGGCAAACCAGUUGUUGUAAACACAAAGCUUUUCAAAUCUAUGGUACUUCGAGAAUUUUACAAAUUGGUUGUGGCAGUUAAGGUACAUUUAAGUCUAGUUUAGACUUCUUGAAUGCAUUAUCACAAUUACCAGCCCCUGUUGUGUGGUGUAUUCUUUCCUAAUGUUUGCCCUACUAGUUCUUUCACUCUUGUUAACUUAGUUAUGUUUCCGUUGUCCUAACAGAGCAACUUAGUUGAUAAAGUUUCAGACUUUGAAGUGAAGUGUUUUUAGUUUUGUUAGAUCUAUAUAAACUUACCCAUCCUUGAGCCGAGGGUCAACCUCUCUACCUUUGAGGUAGAGAUAAGGUUGGCGUACAAUCGAACCUCCCUCCGUGAA